This is a messenger RNA of Cynara cardunculus var. scolymus (artichoke), 439 nucleotides long. RefSeq lists its product as uncharacterized. The coding region runs from base 173 to 298 and encodes 41 amino acids. The transcript has a single exon. Gene Ontology annotation, biological process: negative regulation of cell population proliferation. The record is from RefSeq and is a predicted model, not a curated record. Lineage: Eukaryota; Viridiplantae; Streptophyta; Magnoliopsida; Asterales; Asteraceae.
UACCCUUCUCUCCCAUUCUAUUCUUCAACUUAAUCCCACUUCAAGAACACCACUAAUCCCAUCUCAACCUUCAUUCUUCUUCUCACAAGUAGCAUCAUAAUCAACCCCGUUCUCAAACACCGACUUCUGGGGUCGGUUUUGAUCUCGAGAGACUAAAAGGCAUCGGAUCGAAAUGAAGAUGAUGGGAAGAUCAAAGAGAAGGGUGUCAAGUAGACUUGGAGGAAUCCUUAAAGAGCAAAAGGCAAGGCUUUACAUCAUAAGGAGAUGUGUGGUGAUGCUUCUUUGUUACCAUGAUUGAUGGAUUCUUUUACAUUUCUUCUUUAAAGUAGUUUGUAGAUAGAUGAGAUAUAUGGCUCAAGAGCUUCACAUGUUUGUAACCCGACAUAUUCGCCUCUAACGGCCUUCAAUGUAUAUUAGACUGGUGUCGUUUCUUUAUUUC